AUGCAUCCUUCCAAUCUCCAUGACCAAAGCAAUGAAACUGAUUUAUUAUCAUUAUUCAUUACCAAAAAGAUAAAAAGAAAAAGGACCUUACGUUACUUUCCGAAGUUGCUCUUUCUAAGCUCAAAUUUAAAUAUCUUCUACUCUAACCCCCCCACCAGAGCACAGGUACAAAGUUGAGAUUUUGAUUAGUGAUGGGCUCCCAAAUUCCCAAAACAGUGAUGAUCUCAAGUAAAAGAAAUGUUUUUGGCACCAAGGGGAAAAAGGGUCUAGAUUUCCUCAUGGUUUUGGUCUUAACAGUCUCAUGGUUUUGUUUGAUUACUACAUGUGUUUCUGCUACAGAACCAGCGAGCCCACCAGCACAACUACAGAACCAAAAGCUAAGGUUUGACCAAAACGGAAAAUUCAAGAUAUUGCAGGUGGCAGAUAUGCACUAUGCCAAUGGCAAGACCACACUUUGUUUGGAUGUGCUCCCUUCCCAGAAUAUUUCUUGCUCUGACCUCAACACCACUGUCUUUCUUAACAGAAUGAUCAAAGCUGAGAAGCCUGAUCUUAUUGUCUUCACUGGAGAUAAUAUCUUUGGGUUUGAUUCCUCGGACUCAGCUAAAUCAAUGGAUGCUGCAUUUGCUCCUGCAAUUGCAUCAAAUAUUCCUUGGGUAGCUAUUUUGGGCAACCAUGACCAGGAAGGAACCCUCUCUAGGGAAGGAGUGAUGAAAUAUAUUGUUGGGAUGAAAAACACCUUAUCUAAAUUCAACCCUCAUGAAGUACAUACGAUUGAUGGUUUUGGGAACUAUAACUUGGAGGUUGGAGGAGUUAAAGGCACUCAUUUCGAAAACAAAUCAGUGCUCAACCUGUACUUUCUUGAUAGUGGAGAUUAUUCCAAAGUUCCUACAAUUUUUGGUUAUGAUUGGAUCAAGCCCUCCCAGCAACUUUGGUUCCAAAGAACGUCUGCAAAACUUAGGAAAGCAUACAUUAGUGGACCAAAGCCUCAAAAAGAAGCUGCUCCUGGUCUUGCAUAUUUCCACAUCCCUCUACCAGAAUAUGCUAGUUUUGACUCAUCAAACUUCACAGGCGUGAAACUGGAACCAGAUGGCAAUGGCAUUAGCUCUCCUUCUGUGAACUCUGGCUUCUUCACAACCUUGGUUGCAGCAGGAGAUGUGAAGGCAGUUUUCACUGGCCAUGACCACCUCAAUGACUUCUGCGGAAAUCUAAUGAACAUACAACUUUGUUAUGCUGGGGGGUUCGGAUACCAUGCUUAUGGAAAGGCAGGGUGGCCUAGGAGAGCAAGAGUGGUGGUAGCUAGCUUGAAUAAAACGAGGGAAGGCAGUUGGGGAGAUGUCAAGUCAAUUAAAACAUGGAAACGCCUUGAUGAUCAACAUCUUUCCAGAAUCGAUGGCGAGGUCCUAUGGAGCAAAAGCUCUGGUGGUCUGGAUAGUGAUGAGUGGGAGGAGAAGAACCAUAUUACCAAUUUUUAUGUAAGAGCAAAAUCACAAGUGUGAUUUGAAGAGUGAACCUUAUGAAUUGCAAGGACAUGUAGGAAUAGUUCUGCCGAUGUAGGAUAAGAAUUGUUGUAGGAUUGUAAUUUAUUUUGAAGAUAUCUUCCGUGGGAGCUUUAUAUUGAUAGGGAUUAAUUGGGUAUUAUGCAGUGCCUAAGUCCCGCAUGAGUAGUGUGUGAUGCUCACUGAAGUACUUAACUGACUUUGUUCUCAUAUAAAACUUAGAUGUAAUACUAUAGGUGUUGAUCUCUGAUAAAAAUUGGAGUGAUAAUUUCCAUAAUAAAGAAUUUCAUGAAAUAAACGCGUAUUAUGUACUAAGGUGAAUUUCAUUUCUAAUCGGACAACAGUAAUUAUAGUAUUGUA
Molecule: messenger RNA, 1856 nt
Organism: Cajanus cajan (pigeon pea)
Lineage: Eukaryota; Viridiplantae; Streptophyta; Magnoliopsida; Fabales; Fabaceae
Product: putative inactive purple acid phosphatase 29
Cellular component (GO): cytoplasm
Molecular function (GO): hydrolase activity, acting on ester bonds
Source: RefSeq, a predicted model, not a curated record